Molecule: messenger RNA, 4096 nt
Organism: Parasteatoda tepidariorum (common house spider)
Lineage: Eukaryota; Metazoa; Arthropoda; Arachnida; Araneae; Theridiidae
Gene: ras
Product: Inosine-5'-monophosphate dehydrogenase ras
Biological process (GO): GTP biosynthetic process
Cellular component (GO): cytoplasm
Molecular function (GO): IMP dehydrogenase activity
Source: RefSeq, a predicted model, not a curated record
CCCGUAAUAUAUAAAAUGGCAACAGCAUUAUAACACAGCGAAAAGCGAACGAAAUUGCAUAUUUUGAAUGUUUUAAAUGAAAAGAAAUGUGUAAUCCACAUAAAUUGCGUAUAAACUGCGAUAGAAUGAUGAUUUAGUUGUAUAUACGAAACAUUCUGUUCGGAAAAUUGAAUUUUUCGUACCAUUAUCAUUGUUGACUUGUUUAUCAGUGAACUCAGUGCCACUAUCAAGUUAACGUGAUUGGCUGAAACAUGUAUUUACGCGAAUUUCGUUAUCUUUAUACGGUCUUUCUCGGCACUAUUUAGAUCCAUGAUUAUUAUAAAAAACGUGAUUAAAUAUCUUCAUUCCAUUCUUGUUCUCUCUCCAUUGCACUUGGUUUAUUCUUCUCUCAAAACAAUUAUGUCUAGUGGCGAUGAUUGUAAACGUGACGGCUUGAGUGCCGAAGAAUUAUUUGGUGCCGGUGAUGGAUUGACCUAUAAUGAUUUCUUGAUACUACCUGGCUAUAUUGAUUUUUCUGGUGAUGAAGUGAAUCUGACUUCUCGUUUGACUAAAAAAAUAACUUUAGAAGCACCUCUUGCCUCUUCUCCUAUGGAUACUGUCACUGAGUCAGAAAUGGCCGUAGCAAUGGCACUACAAGGUGGUAUUGGUAUCAUUCAUCACAACUGCACCCCAGAAUUUCAAGCUAGUGAAGUUAUGAAAGUUAAGAAAUACAAGCAUGGUUUUAUCCGGGAUCCUAUUGUUUUAAGUCCCAAACAUCGCCUCAGGGAUGUUUUUGAUGUAAAAAAGACUAGAGGUUUUGCUGGUGUGCCCAUUACAGAAAAUGGAGAACUUGGUGGAAAACUUGUGGGGAUAGUAACAUCAAGAGAUAUUGAUUUCUUAGGUGAAGAGAUGUAUGAUACUCUUCUUUCUGAGGUAAUGACCAAGAGGGACGAUUUAGUCUGUGCCAAAUCUGGUGUAACUUUAAAAGAAGCUAAUGAAAUACUUCAAAGAAGUAAAAAAGGUAAAUUACCUAUCAUUAAUGACAAGGGUGAAUUAAUUUCUUUGAUGGCCAGAACUGAUCUUAAAAAAAGUAGAAGUUUUCCUCAUGCAUCUAAGGAUGAAAAUAAACAAUUGUUGGUUGGUGCAGCUAUUGGAACUAGGGAACAUGACAAGGAAAGGUUAAGACUUCUUGUUCAAGCAGGAGUCGAUGUUAUAGUUCUGGACUCAUCUCAGGGCAACUCAAUUUACCAAAUUGAUUUAAUCAAAUACAUGAAAAAGAAUUAUCCUAAUGUGGAAGUUAUUGGUGGAAAUGUGGUAACAACUGCUCAGGCUAAAAACUUAAUUGAUGCUGGAGUGGAUGGUCUUAGAGUUGGUAUGGGUAGUGGUUCCAUUUGCAUAACUCAGGAAGUGAUGGCUUGUGGACGACCACAAGCAACUGCUGUUUUUAAAGUUGCUCAGUAUGCAAAGAAACAUAAUGUUCCCAUUAUUGCUGACGGAGGAAUUAAAUCCAUUGGUCACAUAAUUAAAGCUUUAGCUUUGGGAGCUUCUACAGUCAUGAUGGGUUCACUUGUUGCUGGUACAACAGAAUCCCCUGGAGAUUACUUCUAUUCUGAUGGGGUUCGUCUUAAGAAAUUUAGAGGAAUGGGGUCAUUGGAUGCUAUGGAUUCUAAGCAGGGUCAAGGAAGUAGAGAUCGUUAUUUUGCUGGUGAUCAAGAUAGAGUUAGAGUUGCACAAGGAGUAUCUGGUACUAUCCCAGAUAAAGGCUCCAUUCAUAGAUUUGUACCUUAUCUAAUUACUGGAAUGAAAGCUAGUUUCCAAGACAUUGGAGUUAGAAACGUAACUAUUUUGAGAGAACGCAUGUACUUAGGGGAAUUGAGGUUUGAAAAAAGGACAAUUUCAGCUCAGAAUGAAGGUGGUGUACAUGGACUUCACUCAUUUGAGAAGAAAUUAUUUUAAUGUGCAUUUGCUGUGAAAUCAUACGAAUCAUUAAAGUGCUAAAAUCAUUUCUUUAAAGAUAAAGCAACUACAUAUCACCUUGGAAGUUGCACUUGUUGUUCAUUUCAAUUUAGACUAAUUUGUGUACAAUUUUGUCACAAAAAUCAAUGUAUUUGUUUUUUUUUUUAUAUAUAUAUCAAUGUGUCACAAUUUGACCUAGAUAAUAAUUUAUAGAGUUAUUACGACAUAUCUUGUAUAUGAUGAAUUGUUUUUAUUUUAAAUAUUUGUUUGUUUUUUUAUAAUUAUGAGCUUUACCUAAAGCUGUUGCUGUUCUCAGUACAGACUUAAAGAAAUUCCAACUUUUUAUAACUAUAAAAUAAAUUUUAUUUUCUGAAAAGUAUAUAAAUAUAUAAUAAAGUGUCAAUGACUGUAUUUAAAGAAGAAAAAAGCUGAUACUUACACUGACUUCUCUUGUUUUCCAAUAAAGAGGAAAUUACAGCUGUAGAAUUAAAAAUAAACAUUUUAAGAUACGUAGACUGUAAUUUUCAUGAGCUUAUUUUGUGAUAUUUAUCAGUUUUUUUCCUUAAGUGUAUUAACCAACUUAGGUUUGACUUUUCCAUGCAUUUUGUCACCUUGUGAAAAAUUUAAAACCAGAAUAUUUGUAAAUUAUACUAAUUUGCACUUUGUGAUAAAUAAAAUCAAUGUUUUUGUAAAAUGGAGGCUUUUAUUUUUAUCCUUACUUUAUUUUAUUUGUUGGUUAGUUUAAAGCUAAAGAAAAAUGGUUUGACUUUGGACAGUUGACCUUGCGAAGCUAAACACAGGUGGCACUAGGGGUUAAAAUUGGCCGUAAGACUUCCGGAUUGCUACUUAUGAAUGAUUUUUACGUCUAGGCUUGAUUAUUAAACUUGUAGUGUUUGCAAUAUUACGCACUCUUUCAAUUUUACUUUCAACGAACCCAAUAACAAAUUAAUUCGGAAGACAUUUAAUCUUUACCUAUUUUAUAAUGAUUAGAUUCUUCCAAACAGCCUUUUAAAAUUAAGUUAAAUAUAACUUAUAUUUUAAAUCCUUUCACAUUACAGAAAUGGGUAAAUAAAUGUUAAAGAAUCAAAUAAAACAGCAAUUUCACUCAAUUCAAUAACAAAAGAUUUUUUUUACCUUCUUUAUAAUGAUUAGAUUCUUCCAAACAUCCAUUAAAAAUUGUAAGUUAUAACUUAUAUUUUUAAUUCCUUAAACAUUUCAUCCUCGAAUAAGAAAGGACGAGUUUGUGUAUUUCAAUCUUAUAACUUCAGAACCUGGGCCCUGAUUUUAGACGAUGGCCUUUAAUAGCAAAUUCAGCAUGUAAUUUCUUUCAGAAAUUUUGAUUGGUAUCACUCGAGCAAGAUGAGGGAAAAACGAUUUUUCUCUUAGCGCAGCUAGAGGUCUAGAUAACGUAAAAUGCACAGCUUUAUUCAUUGUUGCAAAUUACACUGUUUUUUUCAACAGUGAAAUUUGUCGUCUCCUGUUGAAUCAAAAAUGAGCUUUAUUGAACAUUCUUAAAUAAUUAUUUAUUUUUGAUUUAUUAAGUCAAAUGAAAUAAAAGUAGAUGUCAUAUGAGGACGACUUCACUGAAUUAGUAAUACGAAUUUUAAAACUGUUUGAAAACACGUUUUUAAUUUGUUUUUAGUAAGUUUUAAAUUGCUGCAAAUACAAUGCCUGCUUUUUAAUGCUUAAACGGAAUAUCUACUUCUCCCUAGAAAUAAGAGUAUUUUCUUUGCUUUUGCUGCACUAUGAGUAUAAAUAUACAUUAAGAUACAGUAAAAUAAAUUAAUAACUGUCAAUUAAAAAUCUUAAUUAUAAUAAGUGUCAUGAUUUUAAUGAGCAUCGGCUCCUAUGUCAAAUGAAUUGACCUAAAAUUGGAUGUUUUGGCUUUUUUUUUUAAAUAUCUAUACGAAUACAAAGGUAAUACCUAUACGAAUAUUAGUCUUUGGUUCUGUUUGUGUCCACAAACAUUCUGCAAUUGACAAAAGUGUUAAUAUUUAAGUUGUACAUUUCACAUAAAAUGAGUUCCAUUAUGAUGUAUUUUGUUUCAAAUAUGCUUACUUAACCUAUGGUUAAAGUUGACCUAAAUUGUCAACUUUGUCAAAAUUAAUGCUGAAGAUAUGUUUUGAUAACAUUCUUAUUUGAAUAAAGGCCACUUCCUUGA